AAAUGAUACCUUAUCGAAAUCUUUCCACAAUGGUCGCACAGCUUAUUUGAGUAAAUUAAAUAAACAUUCUUUAGAUUGUUUUUACAUAAUCGAAACCUUCUCAUCAAUAUGGUAAAAUCCGUUUCAUGCCUCACACUUUUAACGGCACUUGCCUUAACAACAAGUGUUAUAUCAACAGGGUACGCGGUGUUUUAUGAUGACGAUAAUUGUCAAGACAAUCCAGGUAUUGCUGUCUCCGCUGAAAAUCCCGGAUGCUUGGAGGAGCCAGGGCGUGGAUCAAUCAAAUUUCAUGGUACCGGUAGCCCAUUCUUUGAACAAACAUCGCUGGUUAUCACUCCACAUGACAGUUGCAGUUGUCAGUCUCAGUGUUUAGGGGCACUCGUAACCGGUGGAGAGUAUGACGCUGCGGGAUGCGUAAAACUGCCUAAAGGUGGCUACUCUUAUCGUUUCAUUACGAGUGGUUGUGAUCCAAACAAUUGCGUCGCUUAAUAAUAUAUAACACAUGUUAC
Molecule: messenger RNA, 509 nt
Organism: Wallemia mellicola CBS 633.66
Lineage: Eukaryota; Fungi; Basidiomycota; Wallemiomycetes; Wallemiales; Wallemiaceae
Exons: 5
Coding region: 109-489 (126 amino acids)
Source: RefSeq, a predicted model, not a curated record